CACAUUUGGACUGAAAACAACAGUUAAAAAGUCUCGAAUUUAGUCCAGGUUGCUGGUGGUAUGAUGACAGUGCUCAGUGAAAUGCGUGUGAAACCGUUUGCUCUAAUCACACCCGCGGUCUGCCGGUUUGAACGGCUGUGGUGAUGUCACAUUUCUGUGUGCUUCUGGACUCGGCUCGGCUGAAGAAGAUGGCGACCUCCACAGGAGUUAAAGUUCCUCGCAAUUUUCGCUUGUUGGAGGAGCUUGAAGAGGGGCAGAAGGGCGAGGGCGAUGGCACAGUCAGCUGGGGCCUCGAGGAUGACGAAGACAUGACCCUCACACGAUGGACAGGCAUGAUCAUUGGACCAUCAAGAACCAAUUAUGAGAACAGGAUAUACAGUCUGAAAGUGGAAUGUGGAGCGAGAUACCCAGAGGCAUCCCCCAAUGUUAGAUUUGUAACAAAAAUAAGCAUGAAUGGGAUAAAUAAUUCCAACGGCUUGGUGGAUUCACGUAGCAUACCAGUUUUAGCGAAAUGGCAGAAUUCUUAUAGCAUUAAAAUUGUUCUUCAAGAGUUAAGGCGUCUAAUGAUGUCCAAAGAAAAUAUGAAGCUUCCACAACCACCAGAAGGACAAACCUACAGCACUUAAUCGUAAUGGAUUGUUUCGGCCCUCUGACUUAAACCUUACUCUCUUAGAAAUAUCGUGUAAAAUCAUCAAGAGGCUCACUUCACACAACAACAAUAUCGUCUGCAAGAGCAAGAUUGGACUUCCGUAUUGCGUAGCUCAUUUACAAAGAAAAUGUCCCUGCAGUUAAACACUGAAUAGAUAGUGAAAAGACAACAAGACCACAGUUAUCUGCCUUUAAUCGACUAAAUAAAUACUUUGACAAUGACUUUUAUGUUCGACGUGAUUCAGCUUGAGUGGGCUUGAAGAGGGAAGCAUGACGCCACACAGGCUGUACCAGAGUCCCAAUAGUUUUAAGUUUCGAUGAUCACUGAAGGAAGCUGUGUGUGUGAUGGCAUGUUCUGUAACUAAUACCUAGUUGAAGAGCACGUUUUUGAGUUUGUUAGUCAAUUUAGCAGGUUCAUUAAAAUAUCAUUCAGAUUGCUUAAUAUUGAACUGUGGCUGUAGUCUAAAAGUAGUGUCACACAGUAAGAAAGAUUUUUUUUAUAAAUAUAUAUAUAUAUCUGUAUUUGACACAAUACCAAUAUGUUUCUGUUCGGCCGCUCUUUGACAUGUAACAGACGUUGAAGCCUGUUCUGUUCUGAAACCCUUGCAUUUAACUUGUUGUGAAAAUGGCAGGUGUAUGAACUUGUGAUUUUCUGAAAUUAAAAUCACUGUCGAAAAACAA
This is a messenger RNA of Eleginops maclovinus (Patagonian blennie), 1329 nucleotides long. It is a transcript of the gene ube2v2, whose product is annotated as ubiquitin-conjugating enzyme E2 variant 2. The transcript has 4 exons. The record is from RefSeq and is a predicted model, not a curated record. Lineage: Eukaryota; Metazoa; Chordata; Actinopteri; Perciformes; Eleginopidae. Gene Ontology annotation, cellular component: nucleus. The coding region runs from base 144 to 626 and encodes 160 amino acids. Gene Ontology annotation, biological process: protein K63-linked ubiquitination; DNA damage tolerance.